Messenger RNA from Menidia menidia (Atlantic silverside), 5973 nucleotides. The record is from the annotation of a GenBank genome assembly. Lineage: Eukaryota; Metazoa; Chordata; Actinopteri; Atheriniformes; Atherinopsidae.
ACAAAAAAAAAAAAAAAGUUUCGGACGUUCAACAUUCCCAGCCUGGAUGCUCAGAGGCUGACCAAACCGGUUGAAAUAUAGGAUGUCAACAAGUGACGCAGCACAACCGGAGCUCAGUGUGGUCGGAGGACCCACAGCGACGCCUUCCUGCGGAGUAACGCGACUCACGCGGACUGCGGCUGCACGAGUAUGUCAGAAUGAAACAUUUGGAAGUGAUGGUGGUGUAACGGCUCUGCCUGAGCAAGGACCUUCAUUCAGCAGGGUGGUCAGGACACACAAAGAGCUAAAAUUAACCUCAGGUGGUCUAAGAACGGACGAGGAGCCUCGCUGUACUCUUUCAGAUGUCCCCAUCCAGAGUUCUGCUGGGCCCAAUUUUACCUCCAGCCUCGUUUUGAGACUCUCCAAACCAGAGACCAGACUCAAGAGAAAUUUGGGGCCCUGGUCAAGUCAGCAUCACAGCUUGACUGAACCACUGCUGUGUGACAGCAAAGACAGAGCUUAUCAGGUUAAUGGAAGAACGGCAUCACCGGCUACCUGCGAUGUGACCUCAACAUCAGAAACCAGUUUAUUCCCUGCCAAGAGGGAUCAAGAGGUCUUCAAAGUUGCCAACUAUGAACUGGAGGAUACCAGAGACUUCAACAAAUCUCAAAUUAUUUCGAAUAGUUAUUUGGGACCACGUGAACGUGAUGCUUUAAACAUACCUCUGUGUUGUACACAAGGGAGUUUUACUGGAUCUCUAACUGAAACUGGAGAUAGACAGAUAAAAGACUCCACAAAGCGUGAUAGUUUUGCUCAUUCUGGGGAAGUUUCUGAUCCCUCUACAGACAUGCUGUCUUCUACUGUAGUUACAGUUCUUGCCCCUCACUGGAAUGGCCGACUACGUCGAAGUAAAAGAUUUGAUGGAGUUAACUUUCAAGAAGCUCAAGGGAACAGGCAGGAUGUUGGAAGUACAUCUGCAAACUCACACCCUGGUUUCCAGAGCCAGCAGAACCAACACAGCAUGGAAAGUGUGACAGAUGGAUCACACUUCCCAAGGACAGUACCAUCUCUUAGCACAAGGAGAAACACAGUGGGCUGGUCAGCUAAGAGUGACCCUUCAAGUUUGGAUUUUGAAUCAAAAAGGGAACUGAUUCAGACUGUCUCUUUGGAUGUAGGGGCUAUCAGCCCUUCAGCCACUACUCCAUCCACUAGGUCUCUACUCUUCCUCAAUCAAAAUGAAGAAAGGAGAAAUCUUCAUGCUGGCCACCAAGAUUCUUUAAGCUCUAAGCCAACAACCAGCAAUCUACUUUUGUCUUUAAGAAGAUCCAAAUCAAAUACCAGCUCCGUCAUGCACGAGGGAAAUCCUUCACAUGUGAGCUGCUCCCUAAAUCAUCCAAAUGGAAAAGGAUUUACAACACAGCUUUCUCCAACCAAUCUCAAUAAUAAUGUGCAAGAGAGGGUGAAGCCCCUCCUCUCCCCAUCAUCUCUUUCUUAUAGGACAGCCGAAUCUGGAUCUGUCCUCUCCACAACAUAUACACACAAUCCCAAAGAGAGGAACAUAUCAGACUCGCGUUUCUUUUCAACUUCACCAACAAAGAGAGAUGCAGAAAACAAUUUCUAUUCCCAGCAACCUCCAACGAUAAACAGGCUACAGACCAGUCUUACAUCUUCCAAACAGGCAUUCCAGAAUACAGGACCACCAAAGAGGGAACAGAAUAAUGGUGGUUCAGAGAGACCAGUCUCAGAGACCUUUACCUCUGUGUCAAGGCAAUCGCCUUAUGGUAACUCUAACCUCUUAAAAGCUCAUUCCCUUCCCAGACGAACGACCCUGACAUCCACUUCUUGGUGGAAACAGGUUUCCCAGGAAUGCAGCUCUCCUAUCACUUUCAAUGAGACAGACAAUAUCAAAGACAGGCCAAAAAAAGCCAUAGUUACACCCUUUAACCACAAUAGUGACAUGACCCCUAAAAAUCUAACUGCCAACAAAAGACCGGUUAGUCAAAUUCCUGCUAACAGAGACACAGCUCAGCCUGUUUGCAAAGGUAACGUGAACCUUGGUUUGAAGCUACAGUCACGUGAAUCAGAGAGGCUUUUCAAACAGGAUUGUGGCUCAAAUUCAAACUACAGUAAACCACAAAGGCCUCACAGCACAUCAGACGUAUUGUCUGGAUCUAAAAUUAGCAGAGCCACAGCACAAAAAACAGUGACAAACACCAAGGACCCCAGCAAACACAACAUAAAUAAUACUUCAUUUAAAGCAAAUGUAAAUGAAUUCCCACACACUUCUUUAAAUCCCAGGAGCACAAAUCCCUCCCGAGAUAAUUGCAGCAAAUCUAAAAGUAUUGAUUGCCCCCCAAGAGCAAGCCCCACUCCUUCAUCUAAUAAUACAGACUCACAAACAUUUGCCAAACUCUGUCUUUCUGUUGAUUUCCCGUCCACUCUCAGCAGUCAAUGUCCUACUUCUCAGACUAUCUCCAGCCUUCCUCCUACCCCUAACACUAAAAACACCUUCCACUGUCAUUCAAUUUCCUCUCAGGGCAGUACUCGCACUUCGUCAUUUGUAACCUCAAAGUGCACCAACAAAUCCAAUACCACACCUCUUGGCUUCGAAAGAAGCUAUCCCAGCAUUCCUAAACCUUUUAAUGCCAAAACUGUGAACAACAUUAUUCCCACGGUGAACUCUUUCUCCAAAACAAACCCAAUAUCCACCUCCUUUACCACAUCUUCCCCAACCACUGCCCCCAGCCCAUCACUCCUUGGUUUACCUGCCAGUUCUGCUAGUGUAUCUCUCACUUCUGUCACUGCCCCCUCUCUCCUAACCCCCCCUCUAACUCCAGUAAUUACAAGCCCCAACACAGACACAUCCAGUCCCAAGGGAGGAAGUAAAUUCUCCAACAGCCCAGAAAGAGAACCAAAGAAACCAAUUCAGGGUUUACAGGGAAAGAAGGCCAGACGAGUGACAUGGGGGGACACAGUGGAUGUGCAAUGUGUUGAACCCGUUCCUGUGGAGAGGCAAGAUCAACCUCAGGUCCAAACAAACCCAGUAUCUCUUUCUAAACGUCCACAAAGCUUUCCCUCCAUCUUCUCCUUUCUACGGUCAGGCAGUCCAGGACGAGGUAUGUCUCCCACUGGCCCCCCUAACCUUAGAGAUGGCAGCACACACGUGGGAAAAGGAGGGAAGUAUCGCUCAAUGUCGUCAGAUUCUGCUGACUUAGCAGCAAGGGAGCGUGAGAAAAACAAGCAAAGAGCUGGUAACACUAUGACCUCUGACCAGGAAAGACUACCUUCAAACACAACCAGGCAGGAGCGGACACUGUCAGUGGAGUCUGGUGUAGCUGAGUGUCGGUACUCUGCUCCUCUGUCUCUCCCUCCUGACUUCUCAAGUAGUUAUAAGGUUCGAUACAGCUCCACGCCAUACUCUGCGCUUGUGUCCAAGAGACAGGCACUUGGAGAGCCCAAUAAGAUGACACACAGAUUGCCUAGCUUCUCAAAGCCUUCUGAGUUAAAUAAUGCCCCGCAACCUUCCCCAAAGGACUCAUUUGUUGCUGUGACAACACCACCUCUGUCAUAUGUCACCCCACCCGUAUCCCUCUCCUUGCCUUUCCAGAAGAAGGCUGCUACACAGAGAAGUUCAGAGUUUGGGUUUUCAAACACCAGUGAUCUGAACAAUAAUCACAGCAAGCAGAACAGCCAAGAUUGUCCCAAUAGCCAGAUAGAACUUCUAGACAACAGAGUUCAUAUCAGCUCACAGUCUCUGGCGGGCGAUGAGGCAAACAGCUUCUCCUCGACAUAUGUGACUGAGACGCUGGUUUACAGCAUUAAACCCAAGGCAGAUGUAGCUUCACCUGCCCCAAGGAACACCACACCUAGAACUUUGCAACUUACUGCAAACCCCCCAGUUUCUGUGGCAACCAAGUCAAGUCAGCAGUCACUCACAGUUCAGCGUGGAGAAGCAGGCAGCCAACUGUCUUGCCACUCAGAUCAGAGCUCCAACGACAGCAGAUCAGGGGAGAGUCGCUCCCGUGACUAUGAAAGCAUCAACAGGAGCGUGAAGGAAGGUAAAAGCAGAUUCUAUUCAGUCGAAGGCAACAAUGAAGUUCAAAGUUCAAAGAGAAGUCGGUUUGGUCUGAAGAAAAGUGAAAGUGCACCAAACUCUGUCACAUCAAGGUCAGACUCAGAACGAGUCAGUAAGAGUUAUAACCGAAUGGACCAGGUGCUUCACAAACUCAGGAGAAAAUUCAGCUCCAGGCGGUCUGACGAUGACGUGGCAUUUCCAUGGAAGUGGAGGCGAGUGUCCCAAACCCCUUCUCUCAGUGAGUCGAGCGACAUCAGCAGCGUUAGCGACAAUAGUGCAGACAGUACCAAGACCAUGGAGGACAGAGCGCAAGACAAAAGGCUGGUGCUUGGCAACGACAAGCUCGAAACGGAUUUUACAAAUGGAUGGACACAAGAUACACCAGCCCACCUCCCAGUGGGAGACACAGCGGUAGGAUAUCGACUCUCUGUUUGGCCCGAAAAGUCAGCCCAAGAAGCUGCUUGUGAGGAGCAAAAACAUGCAGAGAACAUUCCUGACGGUAAGCUUCAUCUGUCGGUGCACGUCCCUGCAAAGGGCCAGUCUGAAUCGUAUGAAAACAGCCCCAUCAGCACUUAUUCUACACAGUACAGGAAGUCUACACCCAGCCCGAGGAGUCCCUUCUCCCCCUUCUCUCUUUCUCCUCUUUCCCCAUUUUGUUCCACGGACGUGACAGACGACAGUGUCUUCUACAGUCCAAAGAUGCAACGCCGCAGGGAGUCGUCCUCUCCCUGCGAGCCAAGAGAAGGAUUCAGCUUAGGAAGCUCAAGAAGAAGCCGGGCUUCUAUAGGUCCUCCAAGUGCAAGUCCAGUACAGGACAAUGAACAGCUGGCUGCGUCCUAUGCAGACUUAAAGUAUGGCAUUGAGCCAGGACGAUCCUUUUCUGUUAGCUCAGUCCUGUCCAGCCGGUGCUCCAGACCUGGACGCAUCUCCACUGGAUCCAGGUUCAUGAGUGUGGGUGACCUCUCUCAGUCCACUUUGUCCUGUGGAGGUAAUGGCAGAGACUGGGAUCAGGGCUCUCUCACACCUGACUGUAGUUACCAGCCAGCAAAUGGCCGCAGAAUGUUGGCCGCUGAUCCAGGCAAAAUGAGAUCCAGGUCUCUCCCUCGCUCCCUGACGCGGUGCCUGACGAACUGGAGUUCAGGCCUCUCUCCCUCCCAACCCGCCACCGCCACCACCUCAAAGCCUGCUCGCCUUAGGAGUCCUAACGUGAGCACUUGUCACUUUGCGUGGGAUGCAGUAGGUCCCCCUACCCCUCCCCCAACACCUCCCCUGUCACCAGUGUCCAGACGCAUGUCCAAACCUCCCAGCCUUUCCUCUCCUACCUUUCCCAGCUCAUGUAGAUCCCUGCAGCAGGUGGACACCCAACCACCCAGAGCACGUCUGCUCUCCAGGGAGUAUGUAUCGAGCCUCAGCACCUUCAACGAGUCCUCAGACAGCAGCUCAGACACAACAACAGACGAUGAAUACUACAUAGGCGCAGAUGAGGAUGGUGAAAGGGAGACAGAACUGUGAACACUAUGUGUGCCUGUGAGUGCAUUAUUUCUAAAAACCUUGCAGGAUCUGAUGAAUUUAAGACAUUGGGACAGAUUGAUCCACAACAGGCUAAUCUUUUACGAUGCUCUCCAAUUGCAUUUUUUGUUUAUUUCACUGUAACACGAAACCACACGGGGAUAAAAUAUCACUUCAUUGGUUUGUUUUGCUAAACUCCCUUGUGGAGUCCUUAUAAGAGGUGGUGAUAUUGUAUGAGGAGGCUUGACUAACAGCAUAGUUUCAAAUAUAUUUAAAGUAUGUACAGUAUAAUAAAUAUGACAGCAUAUCUGUUUGUGAAUAUCAAAUAGCUAUUGUUCACCUUCUUUGGUGUGGUUGCAUGGCAGAGGUGCACAGUAGAUAUUGCUUUGUGCGUGUGUGUGUGAGAGAGA